Molecule: messenger RNA, 1080 nt
Organism: Microdochium trichocladiopsis
Lineage: Eukaryota; Fungi; Ascomycota; Sordariomycetes; Xylariales; Microdochiaceae
Exons: 1
Coding region: 64-1029 (321 amino acids)
Molecular function (GO): oxidoreductase activity
Source: RefSeq, a predicted model, not a curated record
CCCUUACAACAACUCGAGAUAACAAAAGCCUCUUCCUCCCUACACAAAGCACCACCUACCACCAUGACGUCCAGCACAAUCAAGAACGUCGCUCUCACAGCGGCAACCGGCGACGUCGGCUCCGUAAUCUUCAAGAAACUUACAGCCUCGGGCCUCUUCAACGUCCGCAUCCUCUCCUACUCCGGCUCGACAUCCAGUUUCCCUCCCGGCACAGACAUCGUCAAGGUCGACUUCUCGUCUGUCGAGUCUCUUGCCGCCGCCCUAACCGGCCAAGACGCCGUCGUCUCGGCUGCGGGUAACGAUGGCUUGGCUGGCCAGAAGCUCCUUGUCGACGCCGCUAUCGCCGCCGGCGUUAAGCGCUUCCUACCCUCCGAGUACGGCGGCGACUUGGCUAAUCCUAACGCCCGUACUAUACCCCCCCUCCGCUUGAAGGUGGAGACGGAGGACUAUCUCGAGGCCCGCUCCGCCGAGCCCGCCCUUCAGGGCAAAUUCACCUAUACCUACGUCUAUACCAGCGCCUUCCUCGACUGGGGUCUCGACAUAGGCCUCGUCAUGAACAUCAACGAGACCGUACCCCAGGUCUGGGGUUCGGGCGACUUACCCUUUAACGGGGUUAUCCUAGACAAUGUCGGCGACGCCGUAGUCGGCGUACUUAAGAACCCAGACCAGACGGCUAACCGCCCCGUAUAUAUCAGCAACGGGGUCGUCACGCAGAACAAGCUCAUCCAGCUAGUCAGCGAGCUUGGUCUCCCUGGUAAAGAGUCGUGGAAGCCGGAGCUUGCUCAACACCACGACAUUGAGGAGUUUGCGACCAAGGCCUUUGCAAAUCUGAAGGCCGGUGUGGGGUUUGACUCUAUUGGCAUGAUGCCCUUCUUGGUGCGUUCGUGUUACUACCCAUCCUACAACAAUGGCAAGUAUGGCCAGGACAAUGAGCUUCUGGGGAUCAAGAAGUUGAGUGAUGAGGAGCUCAAGCAGUUCCUCAAGGAGAGUAUAUCCAAGUUGAGCACAAAGCCCACAGGGAAACAUUGAUGUGAAAGCAAUAAAAACUCAUAUCGACCCAAUAAAAUAAGCCUGGACGUG